Molecule: messenger RNA, 1806 nt
Organism: Dacryopinax primogenitus
Lineage: Eukaryota; Fungi; Basidiomycota; Dacrymycetes; Dacrymycetales; Dacrymycetaceae
Product: DUF747-domain-containing protein
Exons: 6
Coding region: 1-1806 (601 amino acids)
Biological process (GO): maintenance of protein localization in endoplasmic reticulum
Cellular component (GO): endoplasmic reticulum membrane
Source: RefSeq, a predicted model, not a curated record
AUGCCUCCAAGCGGCGGUAUCAAGGUUUACACGUCUCUUCCACCUUCUCCAAUUCUCUCUUCCGACCCACCGCGGGAUUCUAGCCCUGCAGAUGCUCUAUCUACGGGCCGCUUCCCUCCAGCUUCAGAACUGCACCGUCGUUCUCGCUCAGGCUCCAGAGCUUCCCAUAGGAGAGAUGACGAUAGGACCCGAAUGCCGAGAGAGCAGCGCCCGGAGGAACUGUUCAGUAUCUGGGAUUAUCUGCGCGCCGAAUUACUAGCGACUGAUGCAGACCAUCACCAGGAGAUGAAAUGGGAAAGGGUUGAGAACUUCUUGAUGAUACCGCUAGCGGUGGAGAAGACGAUUACGUUCGGUUUCCUUUUGUCCCUAGAUUCUUUCCUCUACGUGUUCACCAUUUUGCCCAUCCGAUCAGUAAUUGCGAUCUUCCGAGCGUUGGGCCCUCCUGUGGUAGCGGUCUAUUCAACGCUUCUUCCAUCUUUCCUUCGACCGAGCAGACCGCAUCCUAAGGUAUUCUGGAAACCUCUUCCGCCCAGUUCCAAGGCGGAUCUACUCAGGAUGGCGCUCGUCGUCUGCACGUUCUUCAUUCUGUAUCAGUGGAGCGACACCAGUCGCAUAUAUCAUUCAAUUCGAGGACAAGAUACCAUCAAGCUCUAUGUCAUCUUCAAUGCUGUCGAAGUCGCCGACAGGCUCCUCUGUGCUCUUGGUCAGGAUCUUAUGGACUGCCUGUUCUCUCGAAGUACACUUGCCCCAACCACUUCUCAGAAGACGCUCCGACGAAUACGAACGACCGGCUAUUUCUUUCUGAGUCUAUUAUAUUCUUGCGCACACGCUAUGAUCCUCAUCUACUAUCUCACAUCGCUCAACGUCGCGAUCAACAGCUACGACAACGCCCUGCUCACGCUAUUGCUCUCGAACCAGUUCGUGGAAAUCAAGGGCAGCGUAUUCAAGAAGUUCGAGAAGGACAACCUAUUCCAGAUCACGUGCGCCGACAUUGUGGAACGUUUCCAGCUGGGGAUCAUGCUCUUUGCAAUUGCGCUACGGAAUAUGAUCGAGAUGCGUGGCUCGGAAUUCUCGGUCCUGCCGCAGGCGUUCGCAACCAAGGCGUCUAACCAAAUGUGGGCAAUCAUCUCUCCGGUGGCUCAAGUCCUUCUGUCUGAAGUUGGCGUCGACUGGUUAAAACAUGCCUUUAUAUGCAAGUUCAACUCCUUCCGCGUCACUGUAUACGACCGUUUCACCGACGUACUGUGCCACGAUCUCAUCUCGCUCCGCCCCUCCCGGAAGCACACAUUCGUAGACCACUCCCCCCUGGUAUCACGUCGCCUGGGAUUAGCAACGAUACCGCUCGCUGUUGUCCUCUUGCGCGUUACUUGGCAGGCGCUGUUGAUCCUCCAUCAGCAAGUGCAGCAACAACGGGAUCCAUAUCUUUGGCUGUGGUGGACACUCUUCGGCUUAACAGUUUGGUUCUCAGCGGUGGCGUGCAAGGUCUUGCUUGGCCUUCGUCUGCUCAGCUAUGCCGCUCGCCGCAGGGACGGGUUUCAGAAACGAGCCAAGCAGGAUACAGUGAACAACGUCGACCGUACCCCGAUCGGGGAGAGCGUCGAGGAACAAGCCUAUAACAAGAAAACGCUUGCGAUGCUCGAGAGAUCCGAAGACGAUCAGCGUGUCGUACCGGACAUGGUUAUCAUACCGGAGGAGCAGAGGUUGUGGGGUUAUAGUGGAGGGGAGAAGGAGAAAGAGAAGAAAAAGAAGAAGACGUAUGAGUUGGAGGAGCUGAGUCGGUGGACUAUGGUCAAGCGGAUAUGGUAA